GGCGGCGAGACUUUUCAGUUUUCACCUUCGCCACAAAAAAGAGAGUACAGAUCAGGAAGAUCUUUGCACGCGGGACGCGGCUAUCCUAUCAAAGCAGCCAAAAAGGAAAGCAUAAGGAAAAACAACAGAACUCGGGGCCGGAAUUUUAUGAAGACUCCAUCGGUUCGCCGUGCCUCCCAGACUUCAAUCGCCGGCGGUUGCCGUUUCCACAACACCUCCUGCCGCUAAUCUUCUCCAAAGGCGGGGGCUUCUUAUAACGGUAUUAAGUGCUUGGAUAUACUUGUUUACACCGACGCUUUCCUUUUCUAUCUGUCGGUUUUAUGGCUCUGUAUCCACUUCGGCUCUUUCUAUACUGAAGAGAUUCAUUCUUGCGGAUUUGAUUUUGCACUUUCUAAUGUUUAGAUUCCGUAUUCUGAACAAAUCAUUAGUGGGAUUAAUGGGUUUCGAGCAUCUAAUCCUAGGAAUUUGAUUAUGCUGACGAAAGGGUGUUCCAAUUUUCAAUCUGUUGCAGGCUUGUUGAGCUAGUUACACGACGAAGGAAGGAACAAGAAGCAGCAGAAGAGAAUCAUGGAUGCCCUUAGAGAAUCACACGUUCAGCAAAAGAAGAUGCGCCGGUUACUGCUCUUCCCUACUCCACUACAAGGCCAUAUCAACCCCAUGAUUCAGCUAGCUCACAUCCUCUAUUCCAAGGGUUUCUCCAUCACCAUACUCCACAACAAUUUCAACUCACCGGAUCCUUCCAAGUACCCAUUUUUCACAUUCCAUCUGAUCCCGGAAGGGUUAUCCGAAAAUGAAUCGUCUUCCAUGGAUGCUACAUCUCUCAUUGGACUCUUCAACGAGAAGUUGGCCGAGACAUUGCAAGAGCACUUGUCAAUUUUACUUUCUGAGAACACAGAUGAGCCCGUUGCUUCUUUGAUUGUGGAUGCUAGUUGGCAUUUCACUCGGGGGAUUGCAGAUGCUGCUAAGCUCCCUAGGUUUGUGUUACGCACGAGUAAUGCUUGUUCCUUCCUUGUUUACAAUUCGUUCCCCCUCCUCCUGCAGAAAGGUUACAUGCCUGUCAAAGAAUCUCGGUUAGAAGAGCUUGUCCCGGAGCUCCCGCCGUUGAAGGUGAAGGACUUACCAGAGAUCAAGAUGAAAAAGCCUGAGGAUUUCUUCUAUCUGGUUGCUGGCAUGAUUAGGACGGUCAAUGCUUCCUCGGGUCUCAUCUGGAACUCGUCUGAAGACUUGGAACAAGACGCCCUGAUGAAGUGUCGCCAAGUGUUUAAUGUCCCUAUCUUCAACAUAGGCCCCUUUCACAACUACUUCCCACCUAGCAGCUCACCAGCAGAAUCUCAGGACUCCAUUUCCUGGCUAGACACACAAGCUCCAAACUCGGUAAUCUAUGUGAGCUUUGGCACCAUGGCAGUUCUGACUCAAACCGAGUUCCUGGAGAUUGCAUAUGGCCUGGCGAAUAGCCAGCAGCCGUUUCUGUGGGUGGUUCGACCUGGAUCAGUGCAGGGAUCAGAAUGGUUGGAACUCUUGUCCGAUGAGUUUCUCGAGAAGGUAUGUGGAAGGGGAGAAAUUGUGAAAUGGGCGCCACAGCAGGCUGUGCUUGCUCACCCCGCGGUUGGUGGGUUUUGGACGCACUGUGGAUGGAAUUCGACGUUUGAGAGCAUUUGUGAAGGGGUUCCAAUGAUCUGCCACCCCUCGUUUGGUGACCAGAAGGUGAACGCAAGGUAUGUAAGUGAUGUUUGGAGAGUUGGGAUUCACUUGGAGGAUAAGAGGGAUAGAGCUGCGAUAGAGAAAGCAAUCAGAACGCUAAUGGUAGAGGAUGAAGGGGUAGAAAUAAGACGGAAAAGCCUCGCUUGGAAGGAGAAGAUUGAUGGUUCUCUUAAGCAAGGCGGAUCGUCGUACCAAUGUCUGGACAGCCUGAUCAGCAGCAUAUUGUCGUGCUAGGGUAUGCCAUCUCCACUCAUUGACUAGCUAGUAAUUGUUGUAUGUUCUUGAGUUUCCUCUCCCUGAAACUUAGCUCGGGCUUAUGAACUGAAGCUUAAUACUUAGGAUAAAUCAUGGGUAAACCA
Messenger RNA from Linum trigynum, 2060 nucleotides. The record is from the annotation of a GenBank genome assembly. NCBI's taxonomy places the organism in Eukaryota, Viridiplantae, Streptophyta, Magnoliopsida, Malpighiales, Linaceae.